AUGGCAAGGAACGGAUCCAGCACCCCUGUCUACCUAGUCUUCGAUGACGCCUCCGAUAAAUUCUCAUUUGAGCCACAGGGUGCUUGGUCACACGAGGACCCUGUAGCAGAGCAAGAACGUUAUCGUGGCUACGGUGAUGGUAUCCGCCACACCCAUCCAGGGUUGCGGGAGGCAAACCAAUCAGCCACUGUGACGCUCGAUUCUCCUCAAAUCGCAGAAAACAGGGCCAUUCGACUCUUCGGCCGCGUUUAUGGGCAAACGACAAACCAGAAUGCCACUCAGGACCUAAUCAUACAGUACCGACUACUAGAUGACGAGCCGGCAACGAACCAAGUUACCUUUUCACCGAACGCGAAUAUAUCCAUCGAUUAUGGUGUUGCUGUUGCAGACGAGAAGGUGAACCUCGAAGGAAGUCGGAUAAUUGUAGACGACUUUGAUUUCGACGAAAUCGCGUUUGGUCCACAAUCUACACGGAAGCCGAAACGACCACUGUGGAGGGGUUGGUGGAAGGAGAGGAAACUGUGGCACGGCAAGGGUAUCGCAUCCCGUUCAACUACACUGCACACCUUUCAACAGGUCUGGGCAGUGGGUUCCGAUUCCGAUUCUAUGGACGUUCCGUUGAUUUCUAUGGUUGCUACAUCCUACGGAACACCAGCAGCACGAUAG
Messenger RNA from Coprinopsis cinerea okayama7#130, 666 nucleotides. RefSeq lists its product as hypothetical. NCBI's taxonomy places the organism in Eukaryota, Fungi, Basidiomycota, Agaricomycetes, Agaricales, Psathyrellaceae. The record is from RefSeq and is a predicted model, not a curated record. The transcript is spliced from 3 exons. Bases 1 to 666 code for a protein of 221 amino acids.